Molecule: messenger RNA, 3446 nt
Organism: Parasteatoda tepidariorum (common house spider)
Lineage: Eukaryota; Metazoa; Arthropoda; Arachnida; Araneae; Theridiidae
Biological process (GO): detection of mechanical stimulus
Cellular component (GO): membrane
Molecular function (GO): calcium ion binding; protein binding; calcium channel activity
Source: RefSeq, a predicted model, not a curated record
GUUUAGGUUUAAUGGAUCUGGCUUCUAAUGAUUAUGAACUCAGUACCAGUAGUUUUUGGACAUGGGAUGCAAUCUAUGAAAUUCUGGGAGUAAUUAAAAAAGAUACAAGAGCCACUGAAAGCCGUUUAUUUGUGAAAGUUGUAAAAGAAAAACUUCCUAGUAUAAUAGUUAUGUGUGAAAAACAGAUUGGUUGCUUUCCCAGAGAGAAGGGUAUGUUCAUAAAUUCCAAUUCAUUCAUUCCAUUGAAAGUGGAAUGCAUAGAAGACUGUGGUGAUGGCGAUCUUAACUACGAAUGGGAAGUUUCUGCAAUUGAUUUAGACUCACUAAAAUUUACACAAUUGGAAAAUUGGGAGGAACAUACCAUUAUUGAUUAUGAUAGAAUUGGGCUGAACCAAAGUUUGUACCAUACUUUCUCAAGCUACAGGACAUUUUCAGUGAAAGCUACUGGCAUCAGACCAAAUAUGACUCCUGGUAUAUCAUCUAUAUUUUUGACACUUAACGAUCCACCUGAAAAUGGAAAAUGUGAAAUCAAUGCUACGUCUGGUAAAGCUUUACUUGACAUGUUUUCAGUCAAAUUCUCAGGUUGGAUUGAUAAAAAUCAACAUAAUAUUACAGAUUAUAGUAUUUAUGUAAGAGUUGGAGAGGAACUACUUCGUAUUUUGUAUGGAGAGAAGCAGAUUGUUGAUGUUGUUUUACCGUAUGGAGAUCUCGAAGUUUUAUGUACAGUUAGUGAUCAAUUCAAAGCAACUACCACAUAUAGUAUUGCAAACUUUUCUACAACAUUACCCACUGAAGAAGAACUUGAAGAAUAUGAAUCAAAGAGACCUUUCGAAAGAAGUCUUGCUGAAGGCAAAAUGUCACUGGCAUCUCAAAUGGUUAUUGCCAAGAAUUCAAUCUUAAUGGAAUACAGAAACCGCAAAGGUGUAAAUGACAGAUUUGAUGAAGUCAGUGAGAAAGAUGUUGAUUUAAGAUGGCAAGAAUAUUUGGAGCUUGAAGGCAUAGACAAUAGUUACUUUACAUCUCAAGCCAGAGAAGAAAUUUAUGAUGAUUUGCAAGAAAAACUUGACCUUCAAAUGGAUAAAGAAGCUUUAGAAAAAGAUAGAGAAAUAUUCAGAUUAUUGCGGCUACCUAUGGAAAGUUUGGCAGAUGCUGAAAUUUUUGGUGGUGCUUUGAGUGCAGUGUCUGAAAUCGGACCCACAGAUGCAACUGGAAAGGCGCAGAUCAUGACUGGAAUUGAGCACAUGUAUAGUGUCAUCAAUGAGACUGAAGUCACACAUCCUGAGGAUUUGAAAGUUGUUUUCUCUCAAUUUGGUAACCUAGCUGAUAUUUUAACUGGAACUCUUGCUGAAUCUAACAUGGGAGGUAAAUUUUUACCUGCAGAAAUGAGAGCUGCUGAAGAAUUUCUGGAUUUUAAUUCUACAGAACCAAACAACUUCAUUUAUUUUAUUGAAGGAAAUCGAGAAGAAGUUAAAGAAAAACUGAAAGAAAGGCUUGUUGACGAAAUUAAAGAUAGUGAAAUGAGUAAUACUAAGGGAAUGGUGUCUGAGCUAAAAGAAAUGAUAUCAGAAAUUCAGCAGAAGUGCAUUGAGGAAAUAAUGGUCGGACCAGAUCCAUUUUACUCUGAGUCCAAACUUGGAUUUCAAUUGACAUUCAUCAAAAAUUAUGCCUCUGAACUGUCUGGCCAAGUUAUUCAACAGGGUUCAUCUUCAAUCAUUCUUCCCGAUCUGUGUAAAGCAUUGCAGAAAAAUGAAUGUCAGCAAAAUGGCUCAGCUAUUGGAAUCCAGGCUGUGCGAUGGACCCAACCCCUCGAAUCCUAUGCAGAGAAUUCAAACAACUUGAGUGAUUCGUCCAAUGAAAUUCAGCUGGACAUCACUUCUCGGGAUGGACACUCGAAACUAUCCGUGAAUGACUCCAAAGACCCAUUUAUCAUUUGUAUUCCAGUUUCCGCUUCCGAUGAUAAAGACACAAAAAUGGAGUACGUUGUUCCUAAAUUUCCCACUAGCUCUGAUGUUCUAGUGUACCACUCUGUUUUAGUGGAUGCAGAAGGAAUGUCUGUUACACUGACCAUUGAACCUGAUUAUCCUAAUGUUCCUUUAAUUAUGGUCUAUAAAUAUGGGGAUUAUCCAUCUUUGCAGGAUUAUGAUGGCAUACAAAACAUUCAAGGUGGAUUUACAUCGUUUUUUGGAAAAGACAUUAUUACCAGCAGUGGAAAAAAUCUAACAAUUGGCAUUGGACAAUUGGGCAACUCUACAAGUGCGAACGAAUUUUUUAAGAAUCCAAAAAAGAACCAGCUAAAUGUUGUUAACAUGACCAAUCAAUUUUCUACUAAUUAUUCCAUUAAUAUUGGCUCUAUUGGUUGUUAUCACUUCAGUGAUGCCGAAGAGAAAUGGAUUACUGGGGGAUGUGACGUUAGUAAAGUGGAAUCGGGAGUUACUUGCUGUGCCUGUAACCACUUAACGUCGUUUGGAAGUGGAUUUUUUGUGACACCUAAUCAAAUAGAUUUCAAUUAUGUGUUUGCACAUGCUGGAUUCAAUCAAAAUAUAGCAAUAUACGUCACAAUCAUUGUCAUGUUUUCUGCAUUCAUUGUUCUGAUCAUUUUUGCAAGAUUCAAAGAUCGGAAAGACUUGGAAAAGAUUGGUGCCACUCCUUUAGAAGACAAUGAAGCUGAGGAUAAGUAUAUUUAUGAGAUUCUCGUGUAUACCGGACAUCAAAGGAAUGCUGGCACUAAAUCAAAUGUAUUUUUUAUCUUAUCUGGUGAUGAUGAAGAAACCCAAGUUCGGUGUUUUUCUGACCAGAAACGACCUAUUCUCCAACGGGGAGCCAUCGAUGUUUUUAUCAUGUCUGUCCCAAGAUCUCUUGGUCAAUUAAACUACCUGAGGCUUUGGCAUGAUAAUUCUGGAUCAGGGAAAUGGUCAUCUUGGUACUGCCAGUUAAUAAUAUUCAGGGAUGUGCAAACUGGCUUCAAAUAUGAGUUUCUCAUUAAUAGGUGGUUUGCUGUAGAGCUUGACGAUGGCAUGAUUGAUCGAUUGAUUCCUGUUGCUGGUAAGGAGCAAGUAACUGAAUUUUCCCACAUGUUUUCAACUACUUCUCAGCGUAAGUUGGCAGAUAAUCAUUUGUGGUUCUCAAUAUUUCUCCGACCCCCACGAAGCCGUUUCACUCGUGUCCAGAGAGUGUCCUGCUGCAUGGCUGUCCUCUGCUUGUCUAUGUUGACCAAUGCCAUGUACUAUGAAAGAACUUCUGCCAAACCUGCAUCAGGGGCCUUCAAAUUCGGACCACUCUCUUUGAGUCCUGAACAGAUUGCAGUCGGUGUGGUAACCAAUCUCCUGAUAUUUCCUCCAACAUUCAUCAUGAUAUUCUUUUUUCGGAAAUCACGCCCUCGAAUUCUACGCCCAUCUCAUGUUGAAGAAGCUUUGAAACAGCAAAGUAUGCCAUUUCUUUACAAAUAA